GGCAGCAGAGGAUUUAUUUCAGGCCUCCACCCAGCCUGGUGGACUUUGGACUCCAAGUCAGAGGAAAGACAACUGAACGCUGUUCCAGGAGCAAGGGGUGCCUGAAGAUGGCCAAGUUUCUUUCCCAGGACCAAAUUAAUGAGUACAAAGAAUGCUUCUCCCUGUAUGACAAGCAGCAGAGAGGGAAGAUUAAGGCCACAGAUCUUCUGGUGUCCAUGAGAUGCCUGGGGGCCAGCCCCACGCCUGGGGAAGUACAGCGGCACCUGCAGACUCAUGGGAUAGACAAGCACGGAGAGCUGGAUUUCUCCACCUUCUUGACCAUUAUGCACACGCAAAUCAAACAAGAGGACCCAAAGAAAGAAAUCCUUCUUGCCAUGCUGAUGGCUGACAAGGAGAAGAAAGGUUACAUCAUGGCAUCUGAAUUGCGAUCAAAACUCAUGAAACUGGGAGAGAAGCUCACUCACAAAGAAGUGGAUGAUCUUUUCAAGGAAGCGGGCAUCGAACCAAAUGGCCAAGUGAAAUAUGACACAUUUAUCCAGCGGAUCACCCUUCCUGUGCAAGACUACUGAGAGAGCUGAGGUCCAGGAAGAAGAGGAUGAGAGCUCCGGGGCCUGAAAACCUAGACUAUUUUUUAAAAGGGAAAUCUAGAGAUGGCAAACAUGGCAGUAAGACCACAUUGCAGGGGAUUAGUACCAAUAAAUGAUGUAGCCAUGGUA
Microtus oregoni (creeping vole) is the source of this 716-nucleotide messenger RNA. RefSeq names its product calmodulin like 4 (gene Calml4). Gene Ontology annotation, molecular function: calcium ion binding. Bases 108 to 569 code for a protein of 153 amino acids. The record is from RefSeq and is a predicted model, not a curated record. Gene Ontology annotation, cellular component: myosin II complex. The transcript is spliced from 5 exons. NCBI's taxonomy places the organism in Eukaryota, Metazoa, Chordata, Mammalia, Rodentia, Cricetidae.